This is a messenger RNA of Corticium candelabrum, 811 nucleotides long. RefSeq names its product polyglutamylase complex subunit TTLL1-like. The record is from RefSeq and is a predicted model, not a curated record. Lineage: Eukaryota; Metazoa; Porifera; Homoscleromorpha; Homosclerophorida; Plakinidae. The transcript is spliced from 4 exons. The coding region runs from base 124 to 423 and encodes 99 amino acids.
CUCGCUCUGGUUUCGCGUGACUGAUAACUGUGAGAUGACAUUCAUUGUCUUAUCGUUCACUUGUUGAAGGCCGUACAGUCUGUGAUGGCUAGUGAUCGGCAUUGCUUUGAGUGUUACGGGUGAAUGCAUCUCCGUCACUCGAUCACAUCAACGACUGCAGCAGACAGAGUCAUGAAAUACAGUCUCAUCAGUGACAUACUCAACAUUGUCAUUCCAGGACGAGACAUUCCUGACGUUCGAUGGAACAAAAUUCCUGCCAAGAAAGCUCUUGGUAACUUUGAUGUAUUGUAUGAUGAAGAGCUGGAGAGGCUUGCUCAUCUGUCUGAUACUGCAGAUGGUCGUGAUGGGAAAUCGAGAGCAGCAGCUGCAGGACGCAGCCAAACUGGCAAAGAUGGGAAGAAGCAGCUAACCAUUUGGAAGUGAAAUGAGAUAAGCCACAAGCAAGUGAUGGAAAUUUAGUUGAUAUUACUUAAAUGCACUCAAUCUCUUGCCGCAGGGUUACUGGUUGGUGAUUUCACAUGUGGAAAACUGUGGGAGUGUGUUUGCUGUACUAGCUGAGCUGAUACUAUGCCAUUUGUUUGCUGUAAAUAAUGUUUCAUAGUUUAUAAAUUCUUUCUGUGUUGUUGACUGACAUUACUGGAUGUUUGCUGACUUGAGGCAGCAAGUACACAGAGACAGACAGACUGGAGAAUGACAAACAGACUGGAUGGAUGGCUCACAGGGUCGUCUGCAGAGCAAAUGAAUAAACAGAUAAACAGAUAAACAUACCAGGGAACGUAAAGAAUUAUUUACAUCAAAUACAACAUGUAGC